AUGAUUUGCUUCUUAGCUUGGAUAUCAUUCUCCCCGAACCCGACACGUUCGGCUCCCAGAGCCGGACUGUUCAGCUUCCAAGCCUUCAUAGGGCUGCCAGUCUUACAUAAGGAUACCGACGACAAGCGGGAAACGGCCUGCUUUUUUCGCCACCCCCGUACACAGUUCGCCGUCAUCCGUUUUGAAAUUUCCCACUUUGCUCGUAUAGGACAAGCUGCGUUUAUCGACGGGUCAAGUACCAAGGAACUCAAGAGGCAAUUAAAGAACGGCGGGGAGAAGGAAGAAGAAAAAAUCGAAAAAAGGACUCACCAAGAAAAAACCGCAUCGCUGGGGACUCUCCCUAUUACGCCGAUAGCUUCUGCUGCUGCUUCUUCUUCAACGGACAGAGACGGACAGAGACAGACGGCCUGUCUCUGCACACAGCCCCGGGUCCAGUCCAGUCCAAACCAGCCCGCUGAGCUGGCGCCGGCGCGCACCCUAGUCCAUAUACUCAUCAUCACCACAUUCCGCUGCCUUGGCUUGGCGUUUCUUUCAGGUAACCUCAACUCACUCUAUCUCACCUGCCUCAAGCUUCCUGCCUACUUCCCGGCAGCCGUUGGCUCUGCGCUGCUUCCCGCUCAAGUUCCACCAAUCCUCCUCAUCUCAAUCUCACUUACACACGCCUCGUGCCUCACGCCUCACGCCUCACACUUCACACCUCACACCUCACACUUCACACCUCACACCUCACACUUUACACCCAAAAGGGGGACCCUGCCCUGCCCUGGCCCUCCUUCCUUGCCUUGCCUUGCCUUGCCUUUCUCUCACUUAUCCAUCCAUUCACUCACUCAUCCUCUCUAUCUGUACUGCGUACCUUCCACAGUACUCCAUACUGAGCUCCCUCCCUUCCCGACGAACGAAAAAAGAAGGACGCCGGGUCCCCUCUCCCACCCCCGGCCCCAUCCGUUUAGUGGAACUCCCCUCCGCCCUUGCUGCACCGCAUCUUUGCUUUCCAUUGCGGUCCUGCACUGCAUUUUCCCAGCCGUCUACCGCACACACACACACACUCUCACACUCACACUCACAUACCAUACCUUCCUUCCACACUUCCACACACCUCGCCUCGCGCUGGGCUGCCUUACCGCUCACUUGCUUCACACUAGCAUCCCAACCCGCCUCUCGCCCUCUCUCUCUCUCUCUCAAUCUCACUCUCACUCAUUGACUUGGUUCCUAAAGGCUCAUUCCGGGUCUCACAUCCAGAGGUACGGUACUCUUUCUCACUCUCUCUAUUUCACUCACCUCACUUUCAUACCGACACACGACAUAACCAAUUUGGGACUUUGCGGCUUUGCGGUGGGAACUCGGCACCCGCUUGCCCCUGUCAUUGGGCAAUUGGCCCGUAAACUCGCCUCUGCAGCUGCACCCGCCGUCCGCUCUUGUUUCCCUCUUCUCUCCUCCUCUCUCCCCGUCCCGUCCCCCAAGCAGUCCGUCCCAUCUCCAUCACUUUCACUUACCUACCAACCCACCAACCCUGCCUUACUCUACAUUUCCCAGCCAGCCCCCGUCCUGUGGCCCCGACCACGUCCCCCGUUUCCCCCCGUACAAAUCCUGAACGAAACCCCGAUUCCAACCCUCCUCCUCUCCCCCCGUCUUUUCUUGGCUCUCCGGCCUCAUUCACUCCUCCCCCCCUUCGAUCAACAAAAUCUCUCGUCCCUCUUUCGUUCGAAAGCUUGCUUGCUCCAUCCCAAGCCCCUCCAACUCUCAUCUGUUCUGUUACCUGAGGCAUUCCCUCCUCACUUCACUGGGGCCCUGUCUGCUGGGUUGCCACCACCUCAAAAGGUGCUGCUCCGCCAUGAACUAACCAACUCCUAG
Molecule: messenger RNA, 1851 nt
Organism: Colletotrichum lupini
Lineage: Eukaryota; Fungi; Ascomycota; Sordariomycetes; Glomerellales; Glomerellaceae
Exons: 8
Coding region: 1-1851 (616 amino acids)
Source: RefSeq, a predicted model, not a curated record